Molecule: messenger RNA, 3859 nt
Organism: Achroia grisella
Lineage: Eukaryota; Metazoa; Arthropoda; Insecta; Lepidoptera; Pyralidae
Gene: flz
Product: serine protease filzig
Exons: 8
Coding region: 1-3219 (1072 amino acids)
Biological process (GO): proteolysis
Molecular function (GO): serine-type endopeptidase activity
Source: RefSeq, a predicted model, not a curated record
AUGACAGUUCGAAUGUGGUUCAAAUUUGGAAUUAUCCGUAGUGAUGUGAAACAGUUGGUGUUAUUGUUUGUGUUAUUAUCGAUAUUGGACAAUCCUUUGACAUGUAAAGGCGAAGACUAUGACAGAGAUGCAACAAAAUUGUUCGGCGGCUAUCGAAUAACACCGACAUAUUGCAAAGCAACAAGAACAGCAAAAUACAACAGAGGUAAUACAAUAUGCAUGUUCAACCAUGAAUGCAUGCAACGUAAAGGAGAAGUGGUUGGAGCGUGCAUGGAUGGAUUCUUAUUUGGAGCAUGCUGUCAACUAAAAAGUGAUAGCCAAUCCCAUAUACCAAAAGGGCCAGGAGUUGUCAUGACAAGUUACUUGGAUUAUCCAGAUCCAGAAUCAGAAACAGCUGAUUAUGAAGCUGAACAAUUGAACGCUUGGCAUAAUAGCUUCAAACCUGUAGUAACACCAGGCUAUAAGCCUGAUAGAAAUCCAGUUUCAUCUACCAUCCAACCUGAAGAUAAAGUCAGUGAAGCACAAGAAUUAAUAUCUGAAGGAUUUAAUCAGAUUACUAAUACAUUAUUAAAUUCUCCACCCAAAAAUGACGUUUAUAUUAAACCUGAAAGACCUGGAGGAAUAUACACUCAUAGUACAAUAGAUCAUAAUAUAGCUGAUACUAUACUCUAUCAUAAGAAUGGUUCGAUUGCAGAUAAUAUUGUCAGACCUUCAGAUUUUAAUAUACAAAUAUCAUCAAUGCAAACUAAACCAACAAUUUCACCAAUGUCAACGUCAACUUCACCACCUAAGACGGUUUCAACUCAUCAUCCAAUUUAUUCAAAGCCAAUAUUCAAACCAAAGCCUUUUAAGAAAAAUACAACACAAAGUAGUACAGAAAAUUAUGUAAUGAUAUCGACGGUAACGAAGGAUAGUCAGAAAGUUCCAGAGCUUUCUUCUAUCAACAGUAUAAUACAGAUGUUGAAUGAUAGUACACCAAGUUUACAAGACGAUAUUACGUCGCCGUCAUCUGAUAUUUUAGAACAUAAAUCGUCACCCACUCCAACAUAUAAUUAUUAUGUGUCUCCAGGUCAUUUCGUAACAGUUAGACCCGGCGCUAGUGUAUAUAGCACUACUUUUGCAUACCACACAAAGAAACCAUAUACAACAAAGAAGCCAUACUUUACUACACCUAAUAGUAUACCUGAAGUAGAUAAAAUUGUAACAAAACCUCAAUAUUCUUCACCCAUACCUAGUCUUUCCACUAGUCAAGCAUAUGAAGCUUUCAGUAAAUAUCCAACGAACCCUGACAAUUUUGGACAAUCACUUACAACAUUUAGCUAUGUAAGUUCUACUACGACACCAAUGCCAACUACUACUACUAGAAAACCUCCAUCUACAAGUUACGUCACUGGAGCAAGUCCUUCAAGAAGGCCUGUAACUUCACCGUCAAGUAUUAUUUCAAGUUACGAUGCUGGAGAUACAUUCUCAAGCGUAACUCCAACUGUUAUAGUUCUAAAUGGUUUACACACUCCAAAACCAGAGACAUCUACAAAAGUGCAAGAGCCAGAGUUCGUAGAAAUUAGUCAAGAACCAUUCAAGAAGCCGGUUAGUCAAAUAACAGUAAAUAAUAAUAUUGAAUCGACGAAUAACAUAUUUGUAGGUAAACCUCCACAAAAAUACGACAGACCGUCAUCUCCUACUGUACUUAUUACUCCUAAACCAACUCCAAAUACUACACCAUACCCUGUGAAAGCAUCUACUAAACCUAUUUCUAUUACGGGCCCAACAUUUGAUUCAUACACUGAAUAUUAUUCUCCAACAACCAUACGACCUGAAUUGCAAACAUCUCCUGAUGAUUUGAUUAAUUUCCCUCCAGUUAGAAAUCCAAUGCUUAACGCAACAGGUUCAAAUCCAUUAAUGUACAAUACUAGUAUAACAUUAUCAAAUGAUGAGAUAGAAAGCUAUCACGAUUUUACAACGCCAUCAUGGCAGGAUGAUGAUAAAUUAAAUGAAAAGAUGAAUUUGUUUGUUAAUAAGAUAGUCGGUAGCCUACAAGGUACUUUCCAAGAAUUACACGACAUUGUAAUAUUAGAUAAAAAGACAAACGCUACAUCGAUAAAUACUAGAACAACUACGCCGAAACCUACUAGAAAACCUCCAGUUACGACAAGAAAACCAGUCAGAUUGACAACGACGACUAGAAAACCGAUUAGAUUGACAACUACAACCAGAAAACCGGUGAGAACUACAAAGAAACCUACGAGAUUGACGACAAUAGCUAGAAGAACUACUACCAUUGCUCCUCAGACAACUACUCCUAAAAAACCGGCGACCACCACGAGAAGGGCCAAACCGACGAAGAAGGUGACAACUACACAACCAACCACCACCAUCACGGAGCAAGCUGAUGAAAUCACGACAGAACCGUACCGCGACACUACCAUAGACUACAACGACAAAAAUCUGUGUGGUGUCCGACCACUUGUCAAGUCAGGUCGGAUCGUCGGCGGCAAGAACGCAGAAUUCGGUGAGUGGCCCUGGCAAGUGUUGGUCAGGGAAUCAACAUGGCUGGGACUAUUCACGAAGAAUAAAUGCGGUGGAGUACUGAUAACGAACAAAUUCGUGACAACUGCAGCGCACUGUCAGCCUGGAUUCCUGGCCUCCCUAGUAGCAGUCUUCGGGGAGAAUGACAUAUCAGGAGAUAAGGAACCCAGAAGACCCAUCUCUAAGAACGUGAGACGUGUGAUCGUACACCGGCAGUACGAUGCUGCAACCUUCGAGAACGAUCUCGCUCUGCUCGAAUUGGAAACGCCUGUUAAGUUUGAUGCACAUAUUGUACCAAUAUGCAUGCCACCGGACGAUUCUGACUUUACCGGACGAAUGGCAACAGUGACGGGUUGGGGACGACUGAAGUACGGCGGGGGUGUGCCGACUGUGUUACAAGAAGUCCAGGUGCCUGUGAUAGAAAAUGCCGCAUGCCAGGAGAUGUUCUUGACCGCUGGCCACUUCAAGAAUAUCCUCAAGUCCUUCAUAUGUGCAGGAUAUGCGAACGGAGAGAAGGAUUCUUGUGAAGGUGACAGUGGUGGUCCACUAGUUCUGCAGCGGGAUGACGGCAGAUGGCAGCUGGUUGGUACCGUAUCGCACGGCAUCAAGUGCGCUGCUCCCUACCUUCCAGGAGUCUACAUGAGGACUACAUUCUACAAACCCUGGCUGAAGAGUGUCACUGGUGUACAUUGAUGAUAUCGUUACCAUCUUUAUGUAGUAUUUGAUACACGAGUCAGUCAAUUCCUUUGCCGAUGUUACCAAUACAGUCUUUAAAAAAUAAUUAAGGGGCUAUUCAUAAAUUAUGUCACACAUUUUAGGGGCAGAAAGGGGUCGAGAAAGAAUGACAUUUUGUGACAAGGAAUGGAAAGUGUCCUAAAUAUCGCAUUUAGUCAUGUCACAUUUCAAAGUAUUAAUACACUAAUAUUGAAUCAUUAAUUACGCCGACUCCAAAUAAAUGGGAUAAGGAAGAAGCAAAUGGUGAUUGAAUCAUUAAUAAAAACUUAAAUAUCUUAUUAAGGAUAUUAACUUUUUAUUAAUGAUUCGUAGAAAAAAUUUAUACCCGGUUUAGUAGAGCUAAAUUGCAAAAGAUGGUACGUCACACUAGGGAGGGUACUAUCCCCAAAUGUGACCAGGUGUCCCAGGACGGGAGAGGGGUCAGGUAAUCGUGAAAUGUGUGUGAGAUAAUUUCGGAAUGAUCCCCAAUGACUAUUUGUAACUUCAAUAGGGUUGAAUACCUGAGGAAAGAAGACUUUUGACGUUAUUGUAUUAGUAUCAAAAUGUCUUUAAUUUCGUUGACUUAUGAAAGAAAUGGCUGUACAAGCUAAGACACUUU